CUCCUCAUGAUCUUUCUCUCUCCUCUCCCUCUGACCUCUGACCUCUGUAACUGCUUCCCUCUUACCCCUAAGCCCUCAUGUUGUCUCCUUGUCUCUGUCUCUCCAGAGAUCUGAAACUGGAUAACAUUCUGCUGGAUGCACAGGGCCACUGUAAACUGGCUGACUUUGGCAUGUGUAAGGAGGGGAUCCUCAAUGGAGUCACCACCACCACCUUCUGUGGAACCCCAGACUACAUCGCUCCAGAGAUCCUACAGGAGCUGGAAUACGGCCCCUCUGUGGACUGGUGGGCUCUGGGGGUGCUUAUGUACGAGAUGAUGGCUGGCCAGCCCCCCUUUGAGGCCGACAAUGAGGAUGACCUGUUUGAGUCCAUUCUCCACGAUGAUGUCCUCUACCCAGUGUGGCUAAGCAAGGAGGCCGUCUCCAUCCUCAAAGCGGUCAGUGACCUACAGUAUACCUACCUGUUCUAA
This is a messenger RNA of Salvelinus sp. IW2-2015, 467 nucleotides long. RefSeq names its product protein kinase C epsilon type-like. The record is from RefSeq and is a predicted model, not a curated record. NCBI's taxonomy places the organism in Eukaryota, Metazoa, Chordata, Actinopteri, Salmoniformes, Salmonidae. Gene Ontology annotation, biological process: protein phosphorylation. Gene Ontology annotation, cellular component: nucleus; cytoplasm. Gene Ontology annotation, molecular function: protein kinase activity; ATP binding.